UCUUCAACGUCGUAGACGAAGAAAAGGCACAAGGCAACAAACUGGCGACAGCCACUGGAACCACGGAUCAGACUAGCCAUUGCUUUGUGGUGGUUUGCUAGCACAUGCGAAUACAGAUGUGUUAGCUCUAUGUUUGGCGUCGGUAUCAGCACUGUAUGUAUUGUGGUGCGGGAAGUUAGUGCCAUCCUGAAGAUGGCUCUCUGCCACUUUGUAAGCAUGCCGAGUGGCGCACGUCUUCAGGAGACAAUCGAUGGAUUUGCUGAACGGGGCUAUCCGAUGUGUGCAGGUGCCAUCGAUGGUACACAUAUUCCCAUUAUUGCCCCCAGGAACGACCCAAACUCCUACUACAACCGCAAGGGCUGGCACUCCGUUGUUCUCCAAGCUGUCAUCGACCACAACUGCUGCUUCACAGACUUGUACGUGGGUUGGCCUGGUCGCACACACGAUGCUCGAAUUUUGGCCAACUCGCCCAUCUUCAUAAAGGCUGAACAAGACGGCUACCUCUUCCCAUGUGAAGCAUCCCAAACUGUUGGUGAUGUAGAGAUCCCUGUUCAUAUAAUUGGAGACCCUGCAUAUCCACUCAGGAAAUGGCUGAUGAAAGGCUUCACGAACCACCACGCACUCGAUCAGCAGCAGCGGAAGUUUAACUACCGUUUGAGUUCAGCGAGGAUGGUAGUGGAAAAUGCCUUCGGACGCCUCAAAGGUCGUUGGAGGUGCCUGUCCAAGCGACUCGACGUUGCCACUGCUUCCGUAUCUGACGUUGUUCUUGCUUGUUGUGUUCUUCACAACAUUUGUGAGCUCAAUAAAGAAAAUUUUUUACCGGAGUGGAACAUUGAACAAGUCAUCCGCCCUGGGCCAGACCAUCAUUUUGCUCCACCAGGUGCACAGGCACAGGCUAUCCGGGAAGCAAUUAUGUCAAUUCUGUAAAUGUUUGCAUUUGUGUGUGAUGCUUUAGUAUUAAAUAUUGCUGUGAUUGUGAUUGUAAAUAAAGACAUUGAUGAUACAGACCUACGUGAUGAUUCCUGAGUGAAGGUCUUUAGGCUAUAUUAGCAAAUAGGCCUAUGCAAUGUAGCUAUUUACACGUCAGCACAUACAGCCUAUACAUGCCA
Molecule: messenger RNA, 1109 nt
Organism: Alosa sapidissima (American shad)
Lineage: Eukaryota; Metazoa; Chordata; Actinopteri; Clupeiformes; Clupeidae
Product: protein ANTAGONIST OF LIKE HETEROCHROMATIN PROTEIN 1
Exons: 3
Coding region: 130-927 (265 amino acids)
Source: RefSeq, a predicted model, not a curated record